UACGCUGACUUGGUAUGAAGUGAAACGAUAAUUCACUGUCAGGAUGAAAAUAAUUUCCAAAAUACUGUAAAUUUUAAGCGAAUGCUGUAUUUUUAACCUCAUUUAGUCUUUAUCGAUCAAUUGCGCGCGCAACUCGUUUCUGAAAUCGUCCAGCUGGAGAUUGUGACAGGUGAAGAAAUCCUUACAAUACAAGGCUGAGCUGUGAAAAUGGAGUUUGCACAUCUCAUCAAGUCACCAAGGGUAGAAAAGGUUUUGGUCCACCGCCCACUUCACAAAUCUGUUGAAGGUGUGUUAUGUAUAACUGGGCACCACCUCAUUUUCUCUGCUGGAGGAGAAAAUCCUGAUGAAUUUUGGCUGAUUCAUAGAAUCAUAGAUUUAGUGGAAAGAAAACCCAACACACCUCCAGCUGCAGGAGGCACUCUUACACUCAAGUGCAAAGAUUUUUCUGUUAUCAGCUUUGAUUUCAAUAAUACAGAAGAACUGAUGAAUGUUUCAGCUUCAUUGGAGUGCUUAUCAUUCAUAGAGAAUCAGUCUCUUUAUUAUCCUUUCUUCUAUCAGCCAGUUUACACUGCAAUAGAAGAUGGUUGGACAGCAUUUAGGCCAGAAACUGAAUUUUCCAAACUAGUCAUGCAACAACAGGAAGACUGGAGGAUUUCUUAUGUCAAUAAAGAUUAUUCAAUCUGCUCGUCUUAUCCAUCUGCUGUUGUAGUUCCCAAGUCGGUCGAUGAUGACGUCUUAAUAGCUGCUGCAUCGUUUCGAGUUGGAGGGAGAUUUCCUGUUCUCUCAUACAGGCAUGAAGGAGGAGCUGUGAUGAUGAGAAGUAGUCAGCCUCAUUCGGGACCAAAUGUUAAGCGUUGUCGUGAGGAUGAAAAACUUCUUAACAGUGUGUUGAAACCAGGGAUGCGGGGUUACAUUAUUGAUACCCGCCACCAGAGCACAACACCGACCCCCAAAUCUAAAGGUUCAGGUGGUUUUGAGACCGAAUCUCACUACCCUCAGUGGCGUCGCAUUCAUAAACCCAUUGAAAGACUGCAGUCUUUACUUGAAUCGCUAUCCAAACUAGUUGAAGCCUGCCUCGACAAUGGCAGUUCUAUGGAUAAAUGGCUGUCCCGCUUAGAAUCUUCCCAAUGGCUUUCGUACGUAAAAGAAACUAUGAAUUGUGCCUGUUUAGUUUCUCAGUGCAUUGAUCAAGAAACUGCUGCCGUUCUACUUCAUGGAGGAGAAGGUCUUGAUUCGACAUUGGCCGUUUCUGCCCUCGCCCAGGUCAUUCUUAGCCCUGACUCUCGCACAGUUCACGGUUUUGAGGCUUUGAUCGAGCGUGAAUGGAUUCAAGCAGGUUAUCCCUUUGUUCAACGCCAUCAUCGCUCGGCUCUGAGUAACACAGUCUCACGAAGCAAAGAAAAUGCGCCGACUUUUUUACUAUUUAUUGAUUGCACUUGGCAAAUCAUGCAGCAAUUCCCAUGCAGUUUUGAGUUUAAUGAAGGAUUUCUCCUUCAGUUGGCUCGUCAUUCCUAUUGGUCUCAAUUCGGUACUUUUCUGGGAAAUAACGAAUUAGAUCGCUAUCAAAUGCAACUGUCGUCCAAAACUGUUAGUUUAUGGUCACAUUUAAAUCGACCAGAAGUGCUUCGAUCUUUCCUUAACCCGCUCUACGAGCCCAACAAUCGCGUUAUCUGGCCUUCAGUUGCUCCUAUGAGCGUGAACUUGUGGCCAGCAAUGUACCUUGCUUACGUGGUGGAACCUAGCAUCUACGACAAUGCCUGGCGUGACAUUGCAGCAAUUUGUGAGCAGGACAAAGAGCUGCGCUCUAAAGCUCAGCGUCUCCGCCGCCAACUGAUAGAUUUGGAACGUGAUGCCAUCGCGAAGGGACUACUUGAUAGUCCUAGCAGCAUCGGAACAGUCUUUGAUUGAGUUUUCAUUAUAUUUUCUCUGCUUGUUUAUUAUUUUUUCUUCCGUUGAGCAAAACAAAAAGAAUUUGAAACUUUA
This is a messenger RNA of Daphnia pulicaria, 1983 nucleotides long. RefSeq names its product myotubularin-related protein 9-like. The transcript has 10 exons. Bases 208 to 1908 code for a protein of 566 amino acids. Gene Ontology annotation, biological process: negative regulation of autophagy. The record is from RefSeq and is a predicted model, not a curated record. NCBI's taxonomy places the organism in Eukaryota, Metazoa, Arthropoda, Branchiopoda, Diplostraca, Daphniidae.